This is a messenger RNA of Anthostomella pinea, 1500 nucleotides long. Lineage: Eukaryota; Fungi; Ascomycota; Sordariomycetes; Xylariales; Xylariaceae. The record is from the annotation of a GenBank genome assembly.
AUGGCAAGCCAGACGGGUCGGACGUACAAUGACGCGAUCGAUGCGCUCAACUCCCUGCAGACCCCGUACGCGACCAUCGAAGCGCGGCGCAAGGCCGGCGUCCGCCCCGAUGCCGCCUCCAUCGCCGAGAUGCAGGUCUACCUGCGGCGCAUCGGCUACGCGCCCUCGGACCUCGACCGCCUGAACAUCGUGCACGUCGCCGGCACCAAGGGCAAGGGCAGCACGUGCGCCUUCGCGGCCUCGAUCCUCGCGCAGCACCAGAAGACACGCGGCGCGCCGCGCAAGAUCGGCCUCUUCACCAGCCCGCACCUCAUUGCCGUACGCGAGCGCAUCCGCGUCGACGGCGCGCCCGUGAGCGAGGACCUGUUCGCGCGCUACUUCUUCGACGUAUGGGAUCGGCUCGCCCGCGCCGAGGAGACCGAGGGCGAGGUGGUCGUGGAUCGCCGCUUGGGUCUGCCCAUGCCUACGAGGCCGAUUUACGCCCGGUACCUGACGCUCAUGAGCUACCAUGUGUACUUGCAGGAGCGCGUGGAUGUGGCCGUGUACGAGACGGGUAUCGGUGGCGAGUACGACGCGACGAAUAUCGUCGAACGCCCGGUAGCGAGCGGGAUCAGCACGCUUGGCAUCGACCACGUUUUUGCGCUCGGCGACACGGUAGAGAAGAUUGCGUGGCAUAAGGCGGGUAUCAUAAAACCGGGCAGUGCCGCUUUCACGAUUGACCAGGUAUCCGGGGCGGCGAACGUGCUCCAGGAGCGAGCCAAGGAGAAGGGCGUCUCUUUGAAGGUCCUGGAUGUCGACUCGAGACUGGAGGGUGUCAAUGUUCGGCCGGACGCCCUCUUCCAGAAGAAGAACGCGAGCUUAGGCAUCGCACUGGCAGAGGCUGCGCUGCAGAAGAUAGAGCCUACCUUCGAACGCAACGCGUCAACGUUGCCGAGAGAAUUCGUCGACGGUAUCGAGCAAGUCGUGUGGCGAGGCAGGUGCGAAGUCAAAGCCGAAGGGCCGAUCAUCUGGCAUAUCGACGGAGCGCACACGGUGGACAGUCUCAAAAUGGCCUCGAAGUGGUUCGCAGGCGAGUGUGCGAGCAAGUCCGGGCCCGAGGCCCUGAUCUUCAACCAGCAGGGCCGCGAGGAGGCAGUCAACUUCCUCGAGGGCAUUCUUUCAACGCUGAAGUCGCACGGUCAGGGCACCUUCGAGCAUGUGGUCUUCUGCACAAAUGUGACGUACGCCGACACCGGCUAUAAGCGAGACUUCGUCAACCACCAGUAUGACCCCGACGCCAUCAAGGCGCUCACGGCUCAGCAUGCCUUUGCGGAGAAGUGGUCCUCGUUGGACCCGUCGGCGAAGGUGGUUGUGCUGCCGACGAUAGAAGACGCGAUCAAUCACGUCAGGGGGCUGAGCAAGACUCUGGGCGCGGGAGAGACUGUGCAAGGCCUCAUCACAGGGAGCUUGCACCUCGUCGGUGGAGCACUGGGUAUAUUAGAGGGCGCUGAUGCGCUGUAG